Oryctolagus cuniculus (rabbit) is the source of this 3187-nucleotide messenger RNA. Lineage: Eukaryota; Metazoa; Chordata; Mammalia; Lagomorpha; Leporidae. The record is from RefSeq and is a predicted model, not a curated record.
AUUCUCAUCAUUUAACUGAACAGAGGACUUUACCUUUGCUUAAAAGGAAAUAUAAGUUUCUCUUCUAUACUUUGCCUUACCAAUGGUUACAGAGAAAUUAUAAAAAGAAAGAGACCAAAGUGGCCAGUUGGCAUCUUUAAUUUCCAAUUCAGUGGAACUGUUGUCUCCUGGUAGAAGAGGGAUGCUUCUUUCUUCUGUAUCUGAUUUUAAGCCAGAAGAUUAUAAGGUCACAGGAACUGGAAGCAAGUGCACCACCACAAAUAACACAUUAGUGGUGGAAGAAUUUAAUUGACUUCUGUCAACAUGCCAUUGAGGAACCAGAGAACAAUAAGCAGUCUCCAGACUCUGCAAUCCAGUGUGAAAUGGCACCACAUGGAGCACAAAGCUGCCAGUUUGUGGGAUGCAUACGCAGGACUGUUAUGUCAUCAAUCCAUGAUCCUAGCCACAAACUCCAGCUAUGUGGAUCCCUAUAUUCAAUUUGAAAUUCAAUUGCAUAUAAUAGAGGCAGCCUUUAAAAUGGUAUUUUCCAUACCACAACUUGAUGAAGUGAGAGGCUUGGGAACCUGUGCCGAGGACAUGGUGGACCUGGUGAGUUUAUAUCAAAAUAUUUUAAACAUAUAUGAAGACACUCUUCUGAUCUUAGUAUCUAAAGAUCUCUACAAGCUACAGAUCUUAAAGGAGAUGGCUGUAUGGAUGCAUGAAGAUAGUUCAUACCUGCAAGAGAGAGUAAUGGUGAUCAUCAGCAGGGUGUUAAAUUUCGCAUCAAGGAAAGUCAGGGAAUAUACAAGUGUUGAUGCUCCAUGUCUAGGUGUCUUGGCAGCAGAGCUGUCUCUUUUGUGUUCUCAUGAUGAUCCUUCAAUCACGUGCCAAGCAUCUUUGGGAAUGUAUCACCUCCUCUGCAUUGCCAAGUGUCAAAAUGCGGAUAUCGAAAAAAAUAAGCCAACAACUUGGGCUGAGCGUGGAAGCUGUUGCCUCCUGGAGUCUUCUCCUGAUGUAGAUUUUCUACCCAAGGUUUUGCAACGAAACAAAACUAAAAUUGCUCAGAAUGUCGGGCAAACCUUACUGCCCUCUUUGCUGACUGACUUCGUGUGGAGUCUUCUGAUGAAACUGUCUGAACCUGACUACAAAACUGCCUCAGAGGCGGCAUCCAUCCUGAACCUGACUCUGGAAAAUUAUGCACAGAAGGUCACCAUGGUGUCUAAGAUUGUGGAUGCAAUUUAUAAGCAAUUGAGUGGGAAUUCUUUUCAUAAUAUGAAGCAAGCCUUGUUGCGGGUCAUCACCUUGCUGACACGUACUUCACCCAAAAAGGUUAUCUUUCAACUCAUGGACUACCCAGUCCCAGCUGACAACACGGUGAUACUGAUGUGGCAAGCGGCAGGCUCUGAGUCAAGUGUGGCCCCUCACGUGCUGAAGACAAUCCUGCUGAUACUGAAAGGAAAGCCUGGGGAAAUGGAGGAAAACCAAAUGGACAGGAGACGUUUCUCUCUUGAUGCUACCAACAUGAUGCCUGUGGCGGCAUCCCAGGCCCUGUGCACUUUGCUCCCUGUUGGCUCUUACAAGAAAGCAGUGGCCCAGUUUUUCCCGCAGCUCUUGGUGGCCCUCAUGCUUCAGCUCUUCUACAGCACUGAGCUGAGACUGAUGCCAGAGGCCAGGCCCCUCUACGCACAAGAUGCCCUGAGAGUUCUGCUAAACUGUUCUGGAUUGCAAAAUGUGGAUAUAGCUCUAAAGAAAAAGAACUGCUGGAACCAGUUUUCCCAAGCUCUCUAUCACCAUCAUGGGGUCUACCUCGUUGCCAAAACUCUCAGUGACUAUAACUUUCCACAGUUUCCAGAGACCUUACAUUAUCUCUACAAGAUCUCAGUGGAAGGUCCUAGAAGGUCAGAAGACAGUAUCAUCACAACAAUAUUCCUUACUGAACUUCUGAAUAACUUCUUCAGGGACCCAUUCCCAGAGGAAUUUCUGGUCCUUUUCAGAAACUGGGUCAAUGAUUCCAACCCUGCGGUUUGCAAACUGAGCCUUCAGAAACUGGCCAGCAUGGCCCCAGUUAUCAAUGAGAUAGAAAAUGCCUGCAGCUUAUUAGUAGCCAUCCUGGGUGCCUUCGCUUCCAAAGACAAGACUGUUGUAAUUCGGGCCUUGGUCACCCUCCGAAGACUUCUAGGCAAACUGGACAAGAUGACCUAUUCCACGCUGUGUACCCAAAUUGCUUCCAGCUACUGUCCUCUGAUGGAUCAUGCCACAGCAGAGAGCUGGACUGGAAGAGGAGCAACCAGGACUAGAACCCGGCACCCAUAUGGGAUGCCGGCGCCGAGGCGGAGGAUUAACCAAGUGAGCCACGGUGCCGGUCCCAAGAGCAAUGGAGGUAUUCGGAGCAUGGCCAUUCGGCAUUUCGGCGAAUUACUCAGGGAUAUGAGUCAGUACAUGUGGAUGCUGAGCCCUGUGGUCCUCGGAGCUUUGGUGCCCCUUAUCCUGUUCUUGGAGGAUGUAGAGAUAAGAGUAGUUAAGGCAUGUAAAUACACACUGGAAAUAUGUGCCUCACAAUUAAAGUGGUCAACUUCCUAUUUCCAAAAGGAUAAAAAGUUCAAUUUUGAGAUGGUGGUGCUCAACAUCUGUAACAAUCUUAUUAUUUCCCAUGAGAGCUACAUUACAGAUUUGAUAUCUGAUACCUUAGGAUUCCUGGGGAGCUCACGAACAUAUCUGAAGAGAGGAGCACUUAUUUUAAUAGGAUAUUUGGCAAAAUUGGGUGGCCAUUUGCUGUUCAGAGAUGAAAUUGAAGUCAUGUUUGAGGUUAUUGAACGAGUGCUUCGGGAUGAAGACCCUGUGAUCAGGGAGUUGGCAGAAAGAACUCGUAGCAUUUUCAAGGAAAUUGCCCAUGGAAUGACCUCUUCAACUAUUAAACAAAGCUUUAGAAGAGUGAUUAAGUUCAUCUAUGUAAAAAAACUGAAGCCUCUUUACUAUUAUAAUUGGCCCCAAGAUGAAGAAGACAGCCCUACAGAUAUGAAAAAUGGCAAGGAAGGCUGUGCAGAAGAGACUGAAGAAGGCAUGAUUUACAAAGAAUUCAACAAAAUUUAGGAGCAUUACUUUUCUUUCCUUCUUGAUUGCUUUAGUCUAUUUGUAGAUGCUUUCCUGAAGGAUGCAAGAAUAUUCUGUCCCUUCUUAAUUCUCUAUUCAAAUAUAGAAAUCUGAAAAA